CCUCUUGGGAAAAACAUCAAGCGGACAUCCUUGUAGUCAUUCUUUGCAGAGAAGAAGGUUGGUUCAGCUUCUGAAGUGCUGUUCUGAGAGCAGAGACUUGUAUCGGUACAUCAACCUUUUAAGAUGGCAGGAUCCGUGGUCCUCUUUGCCGGCUUAUGCAUUGCGAUCCAAAUUUUGUCAGGAUUUGCUGACAAGCUGUCCUUGAGCAUCGAUUGCGGAGAUUCAACGGGUACGCGCACCGACGAGCUGGGCAUCAAAUGGGUCGGCGACGGCGAUUAUAUUAACACAGGGCAAACAGCGAAGGUCCAUGUUAACAAUUCAUACUACCAAGAACAGAAUACGCUCCGUUACUUUCCCUUCCAAAAGAAGAGCUGCUACGUGAUACCAGGCGCGGCGAGGGGAAGGAAGCACAUGAUACGGGCAUCCUUCUUCUAUGGUAACUACGACGGGAAGUCAUCGCCACCAUCCUUCGAUCUUCAGUUUGAUGGCAAUCCUUGGGUGACAGUGGAGACUUCAUCCAGCGAGUCCUACUAUCAUGAAGUAAUAUAUGCACCCAAGAGAGACAACAUCAGCGUUUGUGUUGCUCAGACGUCGCCCGACCAGAUACCCUUCAUCUCCGCCCUUAUAAUUAGGGAACUUGCGCCGGAAGCGUACGAUACGAACGACAUGGAAGACGUCCACCGCUGGCGGAAAAGGGUAGCCUUUGGGGCGAAGGACUUCGUAAGGUCUCCUGAUGACCCCUACAAUCGUUAUUGGCAUCCAAGUGGUGAGAUCGACGAAGUAGUGACUGUGAAGAGAGAUAACACGAGCUUCAUCAAAAACUUCACCGAUAUUCCGGGACUGAUCUAUUUAAUUUUGAUCUACUUAAUUUUGAUUACUGUGGAUUCAUGA
Nymphaea colorata (pocket water lily) is the source of this 891-nucleotide messenger RNA. RefSeq lists its product as uncharacterized. The transcript has 3 exons. The record is from RefSeq and is a predicted model, not a curated record. NCBI's taxonomy places the organism in Eukaryota, Viridiplantae, Streptophyta, Magnoliopsida, Nymphaeales, Nymphaeaceae. Bases 124 to 891 code for a protein of 255 amino acids.